AUGCCUAGGGAUACGUUUAUCUAGCACGUCUUCUUGAUGUCAUGGCUGAAGUUUUCGAACACGUGUAGAAUAUACAUGGCUUAUCAACUGCUUUUUCCUUCCUUUUUCUAACUAAAUAUUAUCAUAUUCUUGAGUGUUUUGCUGUGGCGAAUAUGGGGGUGCAAGCCUUGCAGGAUUACGUUGAGUCUCAUUGUCCGAAAGGAUGCAAAUCGGUGGAAAUGAAGGAGUUCUUGAAGGAUCRAAAGAACGAGGGUCUUGAAGCAGUUGUUGUUCUAGAUGCCCUUAGCUGCGUACGCUAUUUGUAUGGAUAUAAUUCAGACUGGGUUUGUGGAGGACAAUGGAGCGAAAUGCUCAAAAACGUUGAGAAUUUUGUUCGGUCAUUUCGCCAGCAAGAUAUCCAGUUGGUAGUAUUUUUUGGUGGUGAAGGUGAUUCUGUUCGCCUAUUAGACUGGAUCAAGAUACAAGAACAACACAGAAACACGGUGCACAAAGUUCUCAAUCAUGUCGUGCGCCAAGCUAAUUUUCCACCUAAAAGACUCUUCUUCCUCCCUCCCGCUGCCAAAAUGUGUCUUCAGAUGGCAUUUCGUAGUUGCGGUUCUACUGUUUGUUGUUCUUUUUUUGAUUUACAUCAAGAACUCGUAUCCUACAGUAUCGAAGGAAAAUGCGCUGGUAUAAUAGGCCAUAACGCCGCUUAUCUUGUUCUCAACCCGCCAGCCUACCUCUCGGCAGAACAAAUUACCGUCACGAAGAAGAAUAUUUUGGUAAAACAUAUUGAUUUAGAAGUUGCAUACAAAGAGAUUGGUUUAAAGCCGUCACGUAUAGGUCUGUUUGCAAGUCUACUCGGGUCUCCAUUCAUUCCUGAGGAGACAUUAUCGUCGUUUCAUUGGUCACUUGUUGGAUCAGUCAAUCCUUCAAGCAACAAUCAGACAAAUGGUCAAUCUGUGUUACCGCCAAAUAAUGUGGUCAUUAGAAAAAUGAUAGAUUAUGUCAACCAAAUAAAAGAUAUCCAUAACUAUGGAUUAAUAGUCAGCCAGGUCUUCAAACAUAAGAAUGUUGAUUUAGAGCUAAUGCAAGAGAAGCUUGAGCAAUCAGUAAAGUACUAUAACAGCAAUAAAGAUGACAAAGAAGAAGCAGAGGAUAAGACAGAAAGUAAAGGAGAGAAUGAGCACCAGUACAAGAAACGCUGGCAACACUGGCAACAGCAUAACUUCAAUGCACAGACUGUUGUGCCGACACACAUUAAGGAGACUAAUGGACAAGAAGUAGAAUCUAAUGAUAUUGAUCAGUUACAAGAACAAUUAGGCCAGUUACAUGUGGUGGAAAACAAUGGAAUCUAUGACGAUGAAUCAAGUGCUGUUGUUACACCUAAAAGUCCAGUAUCAGCAUCUAUUGUACCUGGUCCGAAAGCUGUCUCCCCCUCGGCACUAGCAAUGAUAUCACCACCUUUAUCGUUCCCAACACCCCCACCUUCUUUGGAUGGGUCACCAUUGCCCGGAAACUUUGCUGACAAUCAAACACUACCUGUCAAUGAAACUGUGCCUGUCAAUCAAACACCAGCUGUCAAUCAAACUGCACCUGUCAUCCAAGCACAAUCUGUCUGUCAAAUACCACCUGUCAAUCAAACUGCACCUGUCAAUCAAACUGCCCCAAAUAUGACACCAGUGUCUGACCAUAUAGCACCACUAAAAGGAAUAAUUAAAACUAUUACACCACAAGUUCUGGAUGUUGUUAGACAACGCCACCAAUCUGGUCAAAUGAAUGAAUGUGUCUAUCAAAUCUUAACAAGAGCAGAGCUGACCGUAAAUGCUGCACUUGAAGAUGAACACAACACAGAUAACCAACCAACACCCUUGUUAUAUCGGCCAAUAAGACAACAUGUUUAUGGAAUACUGUUUGACAAAAAGGCUUAUGACAUGAAGUAUGGCACACAUGAUCCUCCUCCUGUCGUCAAGGAAUGGUGUGUCUACAGAGGGAAGAAGCUUAAGGAGCCAGACUUAGUAGAGGCUGUUAGCAUGAAAUGGAGUAUUCCUGAGCUUAAUCAGCUGUGGUUUGGUGCAGAAGCUACCGAUAAUCUAAACCGCAUGAAAGCAUUUUUGACAUGUAUGAUGAGUGAUACUCCGAAUAUGACCAAGACUACAAUGGUGCCUCAGAGACUCGUUAUUAUGUGCUGUGUUCUGAGAUAUCUUUUGCAGCAAGGCAAGGCAGGUCAGCCCAUUCUCUUGACACAUGAAGUUGAUGCAUUUCUAGCAGCUGCACUUUCUCCUCACAUUAGUACAGAAUUCAAUCCUUCUAACCUCAGCCAACUCAAGCUAAUGCAGGUAGAGCUAAGAGGAGUUCAGUUAGCAACAAUGUUCAUGAGAGGAAUAGAGGCUGCAUAUCUUGCUAAUGAUGCUUGUGGGUGUCCUGUCCCAUGGGAAUUUGUGUGUCCGUGGAACUACUUUGACGGCAAAUUGUUUAUGAGCAAGUACUUGCAGGCUGCUAACGAUGUUACUCCCUUAGAACUCUGUGAUGGCAAGAAUGCCAGAUUAGAAAAGCUUCAAAGGAUGCAUUGGUGUAUAAUGGAAGGGAUUGCCCCAGAACUGCUCGGCAUCCGGCUUCCUACCAUGGGUGGAUUUCAUGGGCCAGGAAUGCAUGCAGGCUCACCAAUGCAAUUUCUUGGGUUUCCACCCAAUAUUCCUGGUAUGCCACCAGUACAGUCUAACUUUAUACCUGCUGGUAUGAGGAUGCCGCAACAGGUUCCAUUAGCAGAACGCCCACGUACUAGAGGUAUGAGCAGCAAGCGUGCUGUAUCAGGUCUGGGUGGUACUCUUGAAGUAGCUGGUGUUCCAGUCGCAAAUUGGGGCGGUAACAGGGCAGGGCGUGACUACAGUGAGCAUAACCGAAUAGUUGCAGGGGGACCUGCCAGUGUGGAACUUCCCUCUAGAGGGCGUGGUCGUGGUGGCCGUGGUGCACGAAGAGGAGGUCAUUGGCAAAACACAAGAAAUGUGACAUGGGCUGUAGAGGUUGACAAGGAUUAUGAUCGACGUAUUGAAUACAAAGAACCUCAGAAUGCAAGAUCAACAAACUUACAUCAUCAAAUUCAAGAUCAACCUUUCCAUGUAGGCUUUGGAGAUAACGAGAGUAUGUUGCACCAAGUGCAGGGUUACCAUGGUAACUUGCCUACUACGAUACCUGACCCUUCAGCACAUCAUCCUAUAUUCACUGCACCUCUCGACAAACCACCAAUGAAUAUGCACAUGGCUAUGAAUCCUCACCCUCAGCCAAUCAUCCCAACAAGUGAUAAAGUUCCACAAAAUCAGGUACAUAUCUUAUCUAAACCUUCAGACAAGCUAUCUGGGCAAGGACGAGGUAGAGGUAUAGCUGCCUCAUUAGGUAAUAAUGUUGGAGGCAUACAACAAGGCCAAGUGAUGCCAAAGGGUCGUGGAUAUCUACUAGAAAACCCUAUACAGCAAACCCCAGCAACUUGAAUUCUUUUCAAAGAAAAAGACUUUGAAAUCCAGACAAUGAUUCAUUUUGAUUUUCUGCUUUAUGCUUUAAUUGUACUUUUCAACCUAUCAAGUUUGUCCUAAAAUAAACUUUUUUUCUCUUCUCUUAAAAAUUUCUUUGCACAAGUCACUGAUAAAUAAUACAGUACUAAGAAGCAUAUUACAUUUGGUGUUCUAGAUACAGGGUUAGGUUUUUGUCAAUGAUCAAGUACAAAGAUAUAGAAUAGCUGUUUAAAUGAAGGUUCAUAAUGUGAAGUAAUUCAAACUUCGUUCUUAGUGCGGUAACACUAUUGUCAUACAAACAACAUCAUUAACUAAAACAACAUUUGAUUAUAAAUAACCCAGUUAUGGGUAAUAACAGAAACCACUUACAGACAGCAUUGGUGUAGCGAUUGCCUGUGGCUGUUGCAUAAAGUUCUGGUUUGAACAGUAAUGUUUUUUGGUAAACGAUGAGUGAAGGUGCUGUAAAAUGGGUGACAAAGCUGUGAAAUUUUGAUUGCAACAUUGUAGUGUUAAACGUAUAGACUAAGUAUUAUUUCUUAUAAUUGUACAUUUUGCCUUUGUUGUGUGAGGGUUUUUUCUUGUCUUUACAACAAAGAAUUGUUAGCACUGAAUGGUAUUAUAAAUAAGUAGAAUGAUCUUCCCAGACUGAGAAAUAGUUAGUAUAGGUUAGUAGAUCUUAUUUGAGUAAUAUACGCUGACUACAAGAAACUGUUUCACAGUUUCAGGAAAAUCACUCUCACAAAGUCAUACAACAUUGUUGCAAAAGUCGCACAACUAUGUUUCCAGUAUUACAAACCCUUCAGUUGAUACAAGUUGGUAUCUAUAAUUGCUAAAUUUUGAAUGGCUCUAAAGGCAAGACAUGCAUCAACUUAAACAUUCGGGUCUCAAAUCAUUAAGGAUGGUAAAAGGUUAUCGAUCAAAAUAUUUUCUAAUCACAAUCUGUUCUGGACCUUUAUUUGAUAAGUACCAAAAAUAUUUCAGUUGUGGAAUUAGACUACCUUUAGAUCGUUGCACAAUAUUAUUGUUUGUUAAUAAAGAUAGAGGUAUCAUUUAAUAAACCAUUAAUAAUAAUAAAGAAACAUCUUUUUCAUA
This is a messenger RNA of Actinia tenebrosa (Australian red waratah sea anemone), 4580 nucleotides long. RefSeq names its product constitutive coactivator of PPAR-gamma-like protein 1 homolog. Gene Ontology annotation, cellular component: nucleus. The record is from RefSeq and is a predicted model, not a curated record. Lineage: Eukaryota; Metazoa; Cnidaria; Anthozoa; Actiniaria; Actiniidae.